This is a messenger RNA of Microcebus murinus (gray mouse lemur), 786 nucleotides long. NCBI's taxonomy places the organism in Eukaryota, Metazoa, Chordata, Mammalia, Primates, Cheirogaleidae. The record is from RefSeq and is a predicted model, not a curated record.
CCCCCCCCAACCCCCGACAUGCUCUGGGGCUCGGCCCCUCCCGAGUCUACCUGCCAGCAGCCCCUCCUUGCUGAGGACGUGCCCACGGGGGCCUCGUCCCCACCUGCCGCCAGCCCUGUGCCCACCAGGGUCCUCCAGAGAAGCACAGCAGGCGUGUGCACCUGCGACAGGCGCUUAUUCUCAGGAAUAGGCUCGUGGGGCUGGAACUGGGGCGCCGGCCGACGUCCCCUCGAGUCUGGAACUGCAGGCCAGGGACUCAGGCAGCUCCACGUGACCAUCCCCAGAAAAACUCUUGCUGCUCCGUCUUGUUCUCGCGAGGCCUGCGGCUGGCUGGACGCGGCCACCCACGUUGGAGGGACCCUGCUCUGCUCAUUCGUGUUCCGUGGCAGCUACACCUUCACUGCAACGUCCCCACUGGCACCGCGGCCCCCGGAGUGGACAGCAUGGACCCCCCACCGCAUGCCUGCCAGGCCCCCCUCAGACACGGGGCCGUUUUUUGCCAAGCACCACACCGCUGGGUCCCAAGGAACGAAGUCUGGCUUUUAUCAGUUUUCUUUGUUGCCUUCGUCGAGGGAGGAACGUGCAGAAGCCCAGCCGUGGUUUCCUGAACUGUCCGGCCACCCCCUACGUGGUCAGCAAACAUUCAUAGAGCGCGGCAGGUUUUCAGAGAGGCAGAGAUGGUCGAGCACCAGCAGGGCCCAGACGCGGCUGCGCCUGCGCAGCUCCUCCCUCUUUGCAGCCCUGCCCCCCGGUCUGAAUGGGAGCACUUGAUUGGUGGAGCAUGGG